AUGUCUUUAUUCAAAGGAAAUGACACAAACUUUGUGAGAUCUUUAAAGGCAAAGCUCGUUGGAGAUGAUGAAUAUCUGGUUGUGGCUAGAACACAUCAAAUUGAGAUCAGCUUAAUCAAUAAAGAUGGCUCGUUGAAACAUGAACGAACGAUUAAGUUUGAGGAAAGAAUCUUAGAUAUAGAGCAUUUCAGAGUUGAUACGAGUAACGAAGGUCACUGGCUAAUCAUUGCUUAUGAUAACAACCCUACAAGUCUUCGCUUUUUAGCAUUCAGAACAAUUCAAGACUCAUUCAUACCUGAAGAUUUCCCUUUAAGGUUUCGUGGCAAAGAGUACAACAUUGUGCAAAAUUCAUUGAGAGAAGAUGGGUUUUUGUACUUUACAGUAUGGACUGAAGAAAGAGACUUAUUACUAUUUCGUCAAGCUGGUAAAGGUUUCGAAUGUGAAAAUUUUGCAAAAGCCAUGGAUCCUAAAAACACUUCAAAACUGAAAUUUUUUAGAAAACCAGAAAUUAUACCUUCAAACUUUUUUAUACAUGAUAACAAUUCAGAGAUUUUAACAUGGGAUAUCAUUGGUACAGAGGAAGGUGAUUUUGCUUAUGCUCUGAUCAGAAGUGAUAAGUCUGGUAAAAACUACUCAUUUACUAACCCAUUAUGGAAAGUCAAGAUGUAUGAAUCAUACUUAAGAAGUGGGUGGGAUGGAAAACUUCCAGGACCUGUUCAGCCAAUCACUCUGAACUUAGACUUUACAGGAACUAUAUUAUUUUGUAAGUCGGGGUUUUACUUCCGUCAUUCACCUUAUGGUUUUGAGAUAGAGACGAAGGAAGAUGCUAAAGUUCAAGAAAACUCAACCAUCACAGUACAACAGAAUGGUGUCGAAGGAUGUUUGGCCUAUAUGAACACCCCUACUAAGGUAUGGAACGUUGCUGCAGCUGCUCAAAUUGGAUAUGGUAACAACUUUAUUAUCAUUGAGGAAAAUGGGGAUAUUUAUUCGAUGACUUUCAAAACUCUAUCUACUGGAGCUUUUGAUAUUGGGAUCUCAGAAUGGACAUACAAGAAACUUGAUGGCUCUUUGCCUGGUAUCAUUCAGCUCAUUAAACUCAAAGAUAAUGUUUUUUAUGCCACCUCAGACUCAAUCGAGUCAUACGUAUUCACCGUCGUGAAUAAUGAAAAGAUCCAUAUAAUUCAAGAGGUGCGUUCUAAGAUGUGUUCUUGGAAAGGGAAACCUUUUAGUAGCAUUUUACCAAAGAGAAAGAUGUACAAACAUGAAAGUGAAAUAUGGGUUGUUUCUUCUCGUGACAUAUGGACAUAUGAUAUUGGUGCCAUAAAGCUAAAUAUGAAUGCCCAAAUGAGAUCAAUUCCUAAUCUUGUUAUGGACAUCUUAGAUGUCAAGAUCAUAAAUGGGGAAACUUUGGUUUUAACAAAAAACAGUUUGAUGAAAGGGAAGAAGAUAAUCAAAUCUUUUUCCAUAAGCCAUGGUAUAAUUCUUGAGAAUGGUGAGUUGGUUGUGGUAUCUGGUACGAAUCUCUCUGUGAGAGAUUUUGCGAUGGAAUUGAAAUGUGAACCAUCGAUUUUGCAAGCUUCUGAAACUACAGGCGGUGAAUUACAUAUUUUAAUGGGGAACUGGGAUGGUUCAGUUGAAAUUUUCUCUGGUAAAGAACAGCAUACUUUACGUUUAUCUUCACCAAUAACUGCUGCUGCAAUUGUUAAUUUGGGAAAUGCUGUCUGUUAUCUUGUUGGUUCAGACAAUGGUGAAGUCAAAAUCUUCAACCAAAACUUAAAGAAAGAGGAACAAGUCAUCAUGGGUAGAGGGACUGUCGACUUUUCAAACGUUUACGGAAAUAAAGUCAUAGCAUUUAAUCAAGUUAAUCUCGUGGAAUUUGCAUUUGAUGACAAUGGCGAGAUUGCAAGAAAGAGCUAUCUAGAGAUACCUAGAGACCAGGCAUAUCCCCCACUUGUUCAGUAUGAUGACCAUGGGAAUUUGCUUGUGGCUAUCUCCAAUGAGAGUAAAAGACCAUUGGACCUCAUUGAUUAUCAAGAAGUAUCCAAAUAUACCAUUCCAUAA
Hansenula anomala is the source of this 2061-nucleotide messenger RNA. RefSeq lists its product as uncharacterized. Lineage: Eukaryota; Fungi; Ascomycota; Saccharomycetes; Phaffomycetales; Wickerhamomycetaceae. The transcript has a single exon. The coding region runs from base 1 to 2061 and encodes 686 amino acids. The record is from RefSeq and is a predicted model, not a curated record. Gene Ontology annotation, molecular function: protein binding.